CGUGUCGCUGGUGGAUGACGUCAUCGCGGCGACGUGUCAGUCAUGGCUGCCGAUAUAACAUUAUUAUUCAAAGCGAGCGUGAAAACAGUGAAAACGCGCAAUAAAGCGCUUGGAUUGAUCGAGUCGAACAACAGAGACGAAACCAGCGCGAAGAGACCGAGACCGAGACCGAAGGAGAGAGACAGCUUCAGCAGUAGAGCUAGAGAAGUGAUUUCCAACAUCUCGAAGCUGAAGGAGUUUCUUCUGCAACACAGGAAGGAUUAUGUGAACGCCGGCAGUGUGUUGUGUUCAGAUGUGUCUCGGAUGACAGACAGCGAGAGGGACCAGAUUGAUCAGGAUGCUCAGAUCUUCAUGAGGAGCUGCGCCGACGCCAUCGCCCAGCUGCGCUCCGACAUGCACAAACAGCCUGUCUCAGCACAGGUGAAGGAUCAUCGUGCAGCAGUGCUGGAUCUGAUAGAGGCGUAUCUUAAAGGUGUGUGUAAACUAUAUUCUGAACAGAGAGCUGUACGUGUGAAGAGAGUCGUGGACAAAAAGAGACUAUCCAGAUUAGAACCAGAGCAGAUCAACAGCACACACCAGAGCGAUGGAGAGGAGAACAGCGAUAAACCAGUUUCAGACAGUAAUGUUGAUCUGUGGGAGGACAAUAGAGUUGAAGACGACCUUUCACCGGAGGAGAUACAGAUGUUCGAGCAGGAGAACCAGAGGCUGGUUGGUGAGAUGAACAGUCUGCUGGAUGAAGUCAGGCAGAUCGAGGGGAAGGUUGUGGAAAUCUCUCGACUGCAGGAAAUCUUCUCUGAGAAAGUCCUCCAUCAGGAGACUGAGAUCGACAGCAUUCAUGAACUGGUGGUUGGUGCAACAGAGAACGUGAAAGAAGGAAAUGAAGAUAUUAGAGAGGCCAUCAAGAACAACGCCGGCUUCCGCGUGUGGAUCCUCUUCUUCCUGGUCAUGUGUUCGUUCUCGCUGCUGUUUCUGGACUGGUACGACGGAUGACGGGGAGCCACGCCACUCAUAUGAAAUCAUAUUUAAUAAACAGCCUCAGUCCAAAGCUC
Rhinichthys klamathensis goyatoka is the source of this 1049-nucleotide messenger RNA. RefSeq names its product syntaxin 18 (gene stx18). Gene Ontology annotation, cellular component: SNARE complex; membrane; endoplasmic reticulum. The coding region runs from base 43 to 990 and encodes 315 amino acids. Gene Ontology annotation, biological process: intracellular protein transport; retrograde vesicle-mediated transport, Golgi to endoplasmic reticulum. Lineage: Eukaryota; Metazoa; Chordata; Actinopteri; Cypriniformes; Leuciscidae. Gene Ontology annotation, molecular function: SNAP receptor activity. The record is from RefSeq and is a predicted model, not a curated record. The transcript is spliced from 11 exons.